Molecule: messenger RNA, 1700 nt
Organism: Camponotus floridanus (Florida carpenter ant)
Lineage: Eukaryota; Metazoa; Arthropoda; Insecta; Hymenoptera; Formicidae
Product: methylglutaconyl-CoA hydratase, mitochondrial
Exons: 3
Coding region: 416-1324 (302 amino acids)
Biological process (GO): fatty acid beta-oxidation
Cellular component (GO): mitochondrion
Molecular function (GO): enoyl-CoA hydratase activity
Source: RefSeq, a predicted model, not a curated record
CGAAGAGCGAGCAAACAGUCGUCGCCGCGACGUCGACGCGACAGUACUUAGCGUGGGAGGGGGGUUCGCGCUCCUCUCGUCGAGUCUCGUGAACUUUCUUCGGUCAUCCCUACCAUCGCCUCCACUGUCACAUCGCGUCGAUGUUGUAACAGCCCGUUGUGACAAAGUGUAUAAAGUCCGAGAAAUUGCAACGCGACAACACAUUCUUGCGAUUCGCGAAAAUUAAAAAAAAAAAAUUCGUGCAUUGCACGCGCGCGAUUUGUCCGCUGGAUGCUCCUGUUGCAUCGUAAUCUCGAAAUAAGAUCAAGGAUAACAACGUUGUAAUUUUUUUCACGACUACGCGGUGCGGCGAAAGUCAAGAAACCGGUCUGUUGUGUUUAAUUUCCAUUUUAAGGAGAAACACAUUUCCUGCACAAUGGUUUCGUUAGUAGCGAACGUCAGAGUCAGCAGCACUCUUCAUCACCUUUGCGCUUGUGCUGCAAGGACAUUGACUACAAACGCGAUGCCAAGUCCCAAGGACGAGGCGAGAGAAGUGAUUGUUAAUUAUUUGGACGGGAAGGAUAAUGGCAUCGCUGUAUUAGGGUUGAACAGACCAGUCGCUCGCAAUUCCUUCGGGAAGAUCUUGGUCUCUCAACUGAACGAGGCGCUGGCUUCCAUCAAGCAGAACAAGAAACUGAGGGUGCUCAUCAUACGCAGCUUGGUCCCGAAAGUAUUCUGCGCCGGAGCUGAUCUGCGGGAGAGAUUGAAGAUGGACACGAUCGAGAUCCCGCAAUUCGUAUCCUCCCUGAGAGAUCUCAUGACCGACGUGGAGAACCUGCCGACUCCGGUGAUAUCGGCCAUCGAUGGUGCCGCUUUGGGCGGAGGACUGGAACUCGCAUUGGCAACCGACAUCAGAGUCGCCUCUUCGGAGGCCAAGAUGGGUCUUAUAGAGACAAAAUUGGCCAUAAUGCCCGGCGCCGGUGGAACGCAGAGACUUCCGAGGAUAAUCGGAGCAGCCAAGGCCAAGGAAUUGAUUUAUACAGCACGGAUUCUGGACGGCGAGCAGGCAUGCAUGAUCGGUCUCGUAAACGAGGCGGUUCCGCAAAAUAAGACUGGUGAUGCCGCUUAUCAAACGGCACUUUCUAUCGCGAGAGAGAUUUUGCCCAACGGUCCUAUUGGCGUUAGAGCGGCAAAAGUGGCUAUAUCCAAAGGCACGGAAGUGUCUCUGGAAGACGGUCUGGAGAUCGAGAAGCAAUGCUACAACAAGAUCAUGGACACAAAAGACAGACUCGAAGGACUUGCCGCUUUCGCAGCAAAACGUGCACCUGUUUAUCAAGGAGUAUAAAAUCUCACACCAUUAUCAAAAACUUAAUUUACAUAUCAUGAAUAAAAUGCAUUUUAUACGAGCUUUUUUCACAAUAUAUAUACAUAUUUUGCUGAGAAUUAUUGUAUAUAUCAAUUAUGAGAUACUUAACGUAUUUUUAUCCGAAUUGCAUUAUCGUUAAAAAUUGCGAUUAAACUUACGUAAUGAAAUCUAUCUAAAGAUAAAAAGAUAACAUCAAAAGUUUUUUAUGCACAACAAUAUUGCGGAUGCAGCAUUGACCUUGCAUUAUGCCUUGUGCAUUUACAUAUGCUAAUAAUAAAGGUGCCUUUCUUACGUCGGUAGCGGAAUAGUUCUACGUCUUAUGUCUUCCAAUAAAUGUUUUUUUUAUGUUAACAUU